Molecule: messenger RNA, 180 nt
Organism: Prunus armeniaca (apricot)
Lineage: Eukaryota; Viridiplantae; Streptophyta; Magnoliopsida; Rosales; Rosaceae
Source: the annotation of a GenBank genome assembly
AUGCUUAAUUUCGAUGUGGGACUGUGGACAUCAAUUGUGGGACUGCCACGUGUCCCUGGGGGUGAGGUUGCCCUAAUGGUGCGACCAGUAGGAGUGGUACCGAAGAUAGGUGCCGAAGGCUCCCAUAGCUCUGGUUUGGUCCACGUGUCCGAUAUUCAUUGGCUGUUCAUUUUGGUAUAA